ACACAAUGUGAGGAAUAAUGACACUCCCUCUUCGGUUUCACUUCCUCAUGAACAAAGUUCAGCUUCAUUCUUUUUCGUGAACAACAGAAAGAGUUUUCAUGAAAAUGAUCACUUCUGGAAACACAUCAAAGCACGUUUAGCGUUUGCCGAUUUCAGGAACUGCGUUUGCACAGAAAGCUAAAUUAGAGCACACUGUUAUGGAGGAAGAACUAGAACCACACGACAGCAAGACAGCGACUGCUAAAGAAACAGUUUCGUCAGAGCAAUCCUCACCACAGCAGGAGACACUCUUCAAUAAUGCAGAAGAGGCUGACGUGGGCUUUAGCGCCUCCUGUCUGACCACAGCAGAACUGCAGCAACACUGGAGAGCCGUGAAGCAGGAGUUCAGGAGCGUCAAACUGCUGUUCGACAUCCCCAGCGCCCGCAUCACAGAGCACACCAUCUCUAAAUACGUGGUGUACCAGAUUGUGGUGAUCCGCUCGGGCAGCUACGACUGCGAGCGUGUAGCUAUCGAGAGGCGCUACUCGGACUUCCUCCACCUCCAUCAGGAGCUCCUGCUGGACUUCAGUGAGGAAAUGGAGGACAUCGUGAUGCCCAAAAAGAAAAUGACGGGCAACUUCUCCGAGGAGAACAUCGCUGAGCGCCGCGUGGCCCUCAGAGACUAUCUCACUCAGCUCUACUCCCUCCGGUUUGUCCGGAAAUCCCAAGCUUUCCAGGCGUUCUUCACUCAUCAGGAACUGAAAGCUGCAUAUAACCUCCUGCGCGCGGGACGCUUCUCUCGAGCGCUCGAGGGCCUCCAGACGGCGUUAAUACUUCAGGAGAAACUGUCUUCUCACAACCCUACUUUAGUGAUACCAACCUUGUGCGCCAUAUUGGUGUGCCAAAGGGAUCUAGAAGACUUUGACGGAGCAUUUCAGACCGGCAGAAGAGCUCUUCCCACAGUGAGACGCUAUGAGCUCCGCCAGUAUCAAGGGCCCCUGCUGGAGGCUCUCGUUGAUUUGGGCUACAGUCUUGAGUUACCCGUGGCUCAGUUACAGGACGAGCUGACCAGAGUUCGAGACGCGCCACACGGGCAGGCGUCACUGGUGUCCCUUAAAGAACUGGUGGUCCAAGAGUUUGUAUAAUCAGUGACAGCUGUAACUUAGUUGUGUUUAUAAACAUUAUUUGAACAAAUCGCCAAAUGAGUGCAAAGUCCCACAGUUGUAGGAAAUACAAUGAGACCAGAAUUUCAUAGAGACUUGGGUUGGGCUCUUUUGACUCGGGCCAGAAAGCAACCACCAUGAUCAAACUAGCAGCCAUCGAGCAAUGCCCGAGCACCCACACUGAACACCCUAGCAACUGCAUAGCAACAUGCCCCACCCAGAUGUAAUCACCAGAACAUCAAAAACAUGAGGAUAUAUGUCUUUGACUUAGGGCAGUGUGCUUGUUUUCAUGAACCCAUACUGCCCAUAUUUGUAUUAUUUCACAUUUAAUUUUCUCUGCAAACCUUUUCCAUUUAUCUUGGAUGACAGUGAAAAUGAAAUGUCGGUGGUUUACUUUAGCAAGUUAGUCUGAAUUGCUUUCACCAAUUGUGAACAUUUCAAUCCAGUGUUUGUUAUUGUUCACUAAAACUGUUAAAAUAUUUUUUGCUAAUUGGAAUAAAGCAGAGUGAAAUUAAAAUAUACAUAUUAUAUAAAAAAGUGUUGCCAAUGUAACUAACUGAAAUAAAAUGAGUUUAACUUAAAGCUAUACUAUGCAAUUUUUCAGCGCCAGAGUUCACAUUUUCAAAACAAUAAAGGCAAAGCGUGAUGACGCUAUUAGGGAGAGUGGAACGGUGGAUGAUGUUUUCACCAUAUAUGGUAUAUUUGGUAUAAUUACGAAUCAUGUUCACAAAUGAGGUAGUAAAUACAUUUUUAUAUUACCUAUUCGUUUGAUCACACUAUUUGAUGUCAUCGUGAUGAAUUAGCUGCAUGGAACGUGUAAUGUAAUGCUAUAUUAGCCUGUUACUGAUAUGUGACUAUUUGUCAAAUGAUUUCGUGGGUUAAUGCUGCACAGUUUUACACGUUUAAAACAAUCGUACUAAAAGUAAAUUUGAACGGAACCACAGAAUUUGCAAGUAAUGGUUAAAUAUUUCUCCCUGUUCUAUCCUAUGUCAGUUAUUGUUUGUGUCAAGUGCACACUGUCUCAUACAUUGGCUUGUUAUCAUGUUUGGAAUAAAUCCUCUUGUUAUUCGA
Molecule: messenger RNA, 2213 nt
Organism: Pimephales promelas (fathead minnow)
Lineage: Eukaryota; Metazoa; Chordata; Actinopteri; Cypriniformes; Leuciscidae
Gene: snx20
Product: sorting nexin 20
Biological process (GO): protein transport
Cellular component (GO): early endosome membrane
Molecular function (GO): phosphatidylinositol phosphate binding
Source: RefSeq, a predicted model, not a curated record